Messenger RNA from Penicillium salamii, 1269 nucleotides. NCBI's taxonomy places the organism in Eukaryota, Fungi, Ascomycota, Eurotiomycetes, Eurotiales, Aspergillaceae. The record is from the annotation of a GenBank genome assembly.
AUGCCCACGCCCUUGACCACUACACCAGAGAUCCUGUCUCUCCUUCAGGACUUACAUGCUAAAUCCCUGAACCAAGAAUCAGCCGUGGACUGGAUUACCCUACCAGCACAAUGUACAGAAGAAUUCGACACCAUUAUGCUCGACAAGUUCAUAGCACUUGAUCAGGACAAGUGCGAGCUCGUGUACCAUAUCCUUCGCAGCACAAAUGCAACCACAGUCGUCGAGGCCGGGACUAGUUUUGGAGUUAGCACUAUCUACCUUGCUUUGGCAGUCGCGGAAAAUGCCAAGCGCGCUGGGUCCGGGACUCCCCGUGUCAUCGCUACUGAGAAGGAGGUGUCGAAGGCUAAACUUGCGAAAGAGCAUUGGUCCAGUGCUGGAAAGGGGGUUGAGGAUGUUAUUGAUCUUCGGGUUGGGGAUUUGCGCGAGACUCUUACCUCAGACUUGGGGGUUGUGGAUUUCCUUUUGCUGGAUAUCUGGACUCCCCUGGCUCUUCCUGCGCUGAAAAUUGUCCAACCUCACUUGCGGCCUGGUGCAGUGAUCAUCGCCGAUAACACGAUCAUGGCCGGGGAUAAAUACGCAGAACUAUUUGCGUAUAUUGACGCCGAGGGAAGUGGAUUCCGACGAGUGACGAUGCCCUAUGCUGGUGGAAUGGACAUGAUAACCUCAAAUAUGGCAAACUUCCAAUCCAUCCCCCAAGAAGAGGGCCUAUUCAACGCAGCCCCAAGUCUCAAUCCACCCCCAAACCCAGCAACAAAAGACUACAAGCUAAACCACCUCGCCAUCCGAAUCACCAACCCAGCCGCCUCCCUCCAUUUCUACAUCAACCUCCUAGGCAUGCGAAUAAUUUUCACCAUGAACGCCGGCCCCUUCACAAUCUACUACCUAGGCCACCCACCAGCAUCAGCAACAGAAGAAGAAGUAACAGAGUGGGCCAAACAAACCAGCGAAAUACCCAAGAUGACCACCACAGCCGGUCUAUUGGAAUUGUAUCAUACGCAUGGGGCAGAAGCGGAGUCGGUUUCGAGUGGCAAUGUGCCUCCGGCGUUAGGGUUUUCGCAUUUGGGGUUUACGGUUCCUGAUGUGGGUGUUGCUGUUGAGAGGUUGAGGGGUGGUGGGGUGAGGAUUUUGAAGGAUGUGGGUGUUUGUGACAGGGGGAGUGUGCCGCUUUCUGAGUGGGAGGAGGAGAGGGGGAUUGGGAGGGGGGAGAUUCAUGGGAAUUAUGCUUGGUUUUUUGAAAAGUUUGCUAUGGUUGCUGAUCCGGUGAGUUGA